CCGCGGCUGCUGCUAUGGCGCACAUCACCAUUAACCAGUACCUGCAGCAGGUAUAUGAAGCCAUUGACACCAGAGAUGGAGCGUCCUGUGCAGAGCUGGUGUCCUUCAAGCACCCUCAUGUCGCGAACCCACGGCUCCAGAUGGCCUCUCCAGAAGAGAAAUGCCAGCAAGUUUUGGAGCCCCCUUAUGACGAAAUGUUUGCGGCUCAUUUAAGGUGUACCUACGCUGUGGGGAAUCACGACUUCAUAGAGGCGUACAAAUGCCAGACAGUGAUAGUCCAAUCAUUCCUUCGGGCUUUCCAGGCUCACAAAGAAGAAAACUGGGCUCUGCCUGUCAUGUACGCAGUAGCACUUGACCUCCGCGUGUUUGCCAAUAAUGCAGAUCAGCAGUUGGUAAAGAAGGGGAAGAGCAAAGUUGGAGACAUGCUGGAAAAGGCCGCCGAGCUGCUGAUGAGCUGCUUCCGAGUCUGCGCCAGUGACACCCGCGCUGGCAUAGAGGACUCUAAGAAGUGGGGGAUGCUGUUCCUGGUGAACCAACUAUUUAAAAUCUACUUCAAGAUCAACAAACUCCAUUUGUGUAAACCUCUUAUCAGAGCCAUCGACAGCUCGAAUCUGAAAGAUGACUAUAGCACGGCACAGAGGGUCACAUACAAGUACUAUGUGGGGCGCAAGGCCAUGUUUGACAGUGACUUCAAGCAAGCUGAGGAGUACCUGUCGUUUGCCUUUGAGCACUGCCAUCGCUCCAGCCAGAAGAACAAGAGGAUGAUUCUGAUCUACCUGCUGCCAGUGAAGAUGCUGCUGGGUCACAUGCCGACCAUCGAGCUCCUGAGGAAGUACCACCUGAUGCAGUUCUCAGAAGUGACCAGAGCUGUCAGUGAGGGCAACCUGCUGCUGCUCAAUGAGGCGCUGGCAAAGCACGAGACUUUCUUCAUCCGCUGUGGUAUCUUCCUCAUCCUGGAGAAGCUGAAGAUCAUCACUUACAGGAACCUCUUCAAGAAAGUAUAUUUGCUACUCAAAACACAUCAGCUGUCUCUAGAUGCCUUUCUGGUUGCUUUGAAGUUCAUGCACGUGGAAGAUGUGGACAUUGACGAAGUCCAGUGCAUUCUGGCCAACUUGAUACACAUGGGUCACAUUAAAGGUUAUAUCUCCCAUCAGCAUCAGAAACUGGUCGUCAGCAAGCAGAACCCUUUCCCUCCGCUGUCCACGGUGUGCUAAGGCCCAGGCCCUGCAGGUGGAGAGCUCCUUUUGCAGCUGUCCUCUGUAGCUCAAGUCUCCGGGGCUUCCCCAGCCCCCCGAGGCAGCUGCCAGCACCUGAGGGACUCGCCGUGUUCCCAUUGUCCUAAUCAUGCCAGCCUCGCUAAGACCUGGAAUUCUUUUUCAGGACGGACAAACAGCCUGCUGCUGGCCUGUGGUGCCUGUGAACUUCUGGGAGGGAAACAGCUAUGCUUCCGUUUUAUGUUGUUUAUGGAGGCUGUCUUUGUAACACUUUGUAGUGUUUUCUUUCUUUCCUUCUUUCUCUCUUCCUUUUUAAGAACAGGUAAUCCACAUUUAUACAGCGGGCGGGCGCCUUCUUGUGUGUUAAGUGAUGUAUCUAUUUUCAUAUGCGAAAUGUCAGCCUUUUGUGAGCUCAAAAUGCUUAGUUAACUUGAGGCUUCUUUUUAAAAAGUAGAAUUUAGGGGCUGGGGAUUUGGCUCAGUGGCAGAGCGCUUGCCUAGGAAGCGCAAGGCCCUGGGUUCGGUCCCCAGCUCCGAAAAAAAGAACAAAAAAAAAAAAAAAAAAGUAGAAUUUAGGGGGUGGAGAGGUGGUUCAGUCAAGACAGCUACUGCUGUGCCAGAGGGGGUGUGUUUGUUUCCUAGCAUUCACAUGGCAGCUCACAGCCAUCUAACUCCAGUUCUAGGAAUCCAUUGCUUUUGGCCUCCAUGGGCUCCUGCACAUGUAUGUACAUAAGCUUACUCGGGCAAACGGGCAAAUGUAAGCAAAUAAGUCUUCUUAAAGAAAAGCAGAAUUUAGUCUGAUGUAAAAUUUUCAGCUCUCUGCUCAUUUUCCUAUGGUUCUGAAGGCUAUGGGACUAAGGCAAGGCCUGACUGUUGGGCUCUGGUCAGGGGCCCUUCUGCGCUACUGUUGCUUGUCCUCGGCCUCUCUUCCUUUUCCUACAGCCUCUGUGCUGCCAGGCCCUCACUCUGCAGCUAUGUCCAGCUUAACCCCUUCCAGAAACUCUGUCUCUAGGCAGUUGGCCUGGACAGGGCUUCAGCAAAAGAUUCUGGGCACAAAACAUCCUGCAGUGCUGGAGACUGCUGCUGCUUUCUCCUUCCUCUUCUUCCUCCUCUUCCUCCUCUUCUUUUUAAUAAAUAGUUUAUUUAUUUUA
This is a messenger RNA of Rattus norvegicus (Norway rat), 2364 nucleotides long. It is a transcript of the gene Pcid2, whose product is annotated as PCI domain containing 2. NCBI's taxonomy places the organism in Eukaryota, Metazoa, Chordata, Mammalia, Rodentia, Muridae. The coding region runs from base 15 to 1214 and encodes 399 amino acids. Gene Ontology annotation, molecular function: double-stranded DNA binding; RNA binding. The transcript is spliced from 14 exons. The record is from RefSeq and is marked validated.